Pogonomyrmex barbatus (red harvester ant) is the source of this 3491-nucleotide messenger RNA. RefSeq lists its product as uncharacterized. Gene Ontology annotation, molecular function: RNA polymerase II transcription regulatory region sequence-specific DNA binding; zinc ion binding; DNA-binding transcription factor activity, RNA polymerase II-specific. The record is from RefSeq and is a predicted model, not a curated record. Lineage: Eukaryota; Metazoa; Arthropoda; Insecta; Hymenoptera; Formicidae. Gene Ontology annotation, cellular component: nucleus. Gene Ontology annotation, biological process: regulation of transcription by RNA polymerase II.
AUGGACGCGAAUUACUACACGAUGGCAGCGGACGGCAAUUGGGACAAGGUCUGCCGGCUCUGCUUGCAGGAGAAGAACGAGAUGCUGCCCAUCUUCGGCAACGAGGCUGUGCAGCGCAAAGUGGUGCAGAAGCUGCGCGCCUGUCUACCCGUGCUUGUGUACAAAACUGAUCCGCUGCCAAAGCAGAUCUGUCAGUUCUGCGCGGCCAGGUUAGACGAUGCAUACGGAUUCAGACAGCACUGUUUGAAUGUCUAUAAAGAAAUGCACGCCGUAUUGCUGAGGUAUAAACAGACGGAAUCUGUCCAGAUAUACCUUGACGCGAUGAGAAACUCAUCGGAUCCAUGCCAGGUGCAACUCUGUAAGUCUAGAGCCCCUCCACCGUUGGUUCCUUUAUCAGGUGCCUUGCUCUUUGACGACUCGAUUUCGAUUGAUCAAGCUAAUCAAGAUUAUCAAAAUAUCUGCAUGGAAAUCUUACCUGAAUUGCCAUGUGAAGUGGAAAUUAAGGAGGUGAACACAGAUCCAUAUCUGAAUGUCGAAAACACCAUUUGCGAAUCAUCGAAUAAAAAGUGUAAAUUAUCAGAGAUGUUCGACACGGAUAUACAAAUGAAAGUAGAUGCUGUUCCUAUGUCUAACAUGGAAGAAGCGAGAACUAAACAGGAGUAUGUGAAAGAAGAGAAACAAACUAGUAUUCUAGAGCAAGCAUUAACUGGCAAUCUGAUAAUGAAUAAUCAUCAGCAAUCUAGAGCAAAAUUGACUUCAGAAUGGUGGUGUUCACCAUGUAACAAUUAUUACAAAACAAGGGAUAGUCUAAUGAAGCACAUGCAGUUGCACUGCCCACGUGUAUAUAGUUGUAGGACGUGUCUAUUGACCUUCGAAUCCGUCGAGAUCUUGGCGAAACACGAGGCCGAUAAUCAUUUUAAAAUCAGACUGGAGUUCACGGAAAAUGAUAUGAAGGAUUGCGAACAGUGCGAUCGUCAGUUUGUGAGCUGGGAGAUGUUGAGACAACACAGAUUGCGUGAUCAUCAGACAUUAAUCGAAAAUGGAAGCAACACGUGCUGUUCAUUGUGCAAUAGAUCUUUCCCUACAGAAGAAUCUUAUCAAAAACACAUUUUGUUACACCAAACAAACGCGACAAUGUCAGAGAAAUUAUCUGUUUUGGAAUCCACAAUCACAAAAACAAUGGAACGAUCAAAGGAGAUUAAAGGGGACGAACAAUACUAUGAAAAUAUAAAAUAUCCUCUUGUAUGUCCCACUUGCGGAAAGAUUUGUACGCAGCAAAGCGCAUUAUCGAAUCACAUGCGCACUCAUGAACCGAAGAAAUUCAAAUGCGACAUUUGUGGCCGGUCAUUCACACUUUUUAUACGCCUAACUGCGCACAGAUUGGCCGAGCAUAAUAAAGAACCAAUGAUGUCACCAGUUUUGUCAGCAGUUGAGCAAGAGGAAGCCUUAAAUGCUGAGAGAGAGGCAAGAGAAGCGAGAGAAGCUAAAACUCGCGUCAAAAAAGCUUACUCUGAGAUGAUAGAGAAAAAUGAUAUUCCAAUAGAUGAUGAAUCCCCGGCUAAACGCGCCUUUGGUGGAUUUAAAAAUGUGGCUAGAUGCGCCAUUUGCUUGCAAUGGUUUAACGACCAUACGACGAUGUUAAAACACCUUCAAACGCAUCAAACGGCAAAUUAUAAUAGUUACGUGUGUCAAGUUUGUAAUAAAUCAUUUAAGGAACAGUCGCAGCUGUCUAAGCACGAGGCUCGUCAUAAACGCUUAACGCUCGAUAAUGCCUCACUGUACACACUGUCCGCUGUUUGCAACAAAUCAUUCAUGGAUCAGACGCAUCAAAAGACGCACACAGUGGAUAAAACCUAUCUCUGUGCGAAGUGUAAUAAAAUCUUUUUCAAACAAGUAUCACUACUUGCUCACCAAUGCACGGGCGGAGCAGUUCAUAAAGUGCUUGGAAAAAAACCUGCAGGGAAGUCUCGGCAGAAAACACCGUCUCAGAAUGGCAACAAGACGUACAAAUGUUCGAAAUGUGAUGCGGUUUUUGCGAGCUCGCAAUCACGGAACGCUCAUAUGAAAAUGCACGCUGAAUAUAUGCGCGGAAAUGCGGCACAAACACAAGAAAUUAAAGUCGAUGAUGAGCCAAUGCCAGAACUGCAUCCGGAGGUAUUGUUGGAAUACAACGGCUCCCCUAUCGAGCCGAAGAUUGAAAUUAACGAGCAGAGUACACCUCCACCUCUUAAACGGACUCUCGUUAAAACCAGUAACGGAUAUCGAUGCGGUGUAUGCCGGUCACCAUUCGUAUUGAGGGAACUAGCCGUGGCGCAUUUGAGAUCCGCACAUCCCGUAAUGCCAUAUCAGUGUCCUUAUUGCAAAAAACGUUUUAUAACGCAAUACUCAUUCACCCAUCAUAUCAAAACGGAGCAUCCCGAUGAGCCUGAAAAAUAAAAAUCGCGAAUAGAAGUGAAUAGAUUGAAACUAUAUCACAGCAUGUGCCUCGUAUUAUAUGUGAGAAUCCUGUUUAUAGAUUAUAUAAAAUGCAACGUAUGAAGUGUAUAUUAGCCUAUGCGGUCCUCUAUAUGAUGUGUCGAUUUACGGUUGUUAAUUGGCCUUUGAAGACUUCUAUUGUAUUACUGCAAACGUACAACGUUGAAGUGUUUGUUACCCGAGGCUAUUAAUAUUAGUACUUACACUGAACGUGCCUGUACAAGUGCUUUGUUUUACAAUACUUAUACUAAUAAUCUGAGAUAAAUUUUAUUCAUAAAGUUCUACUCGAGAAGAACCAGUUUCGAAAUGACAAAAAGAUGCGAUCUCGAUGCGUGGAGAUCAAAAUAUUUAGAUCUCUUAGUUUCAGAUAAUUUCAUGAUGAUUAGCAACGAUGGAAGUUGAAUUGCGCAAUUUGUAUCAUAUGAAUUUUACAUUUUAUAGAUUUAAUUAUGUACAUUUCACUCGUGACAUUAUAAUUAAAUCUAGCUACAGUAAAUAUAUCGAGAAUUCUGAAAUCUCUCGAUUACGAUUAUUCUAGAAACGUUCUAGGCUCAUUCACUGCAAACAAUGUGUUCGAUUUUACUGUUACACACGCCGUUGUAAGUUAUAUUGCGUUAUUAAAGCUCGAUAUCGCCAGCGGUACCAUGGCAAGCAUCGAGGAUUCUAGGAUUUUUAAUUCGUUUAAGACACAUUCCCUCUUAAGCGAUUGUUUCGUGUAUCUAUGUUGACGUAUUCUAUUUUGUAUAGAAUAUCAUAUACGGUUCCAAUAAUUACUUUGCAACACAAUUUAUUGUAGUUUCUCUUUGAGAAUAUACCGAAGACUGUCGUAGCGACGGCAAGUGAAUGAUUAGGCGUUUCUAUCCGACAGCGAUGCUGUGUGUAAUUUAAGCGUACACACAGUCUUUAUAAGUUUAUUUUAUACACCUGAUUUACAAUAAACUAUUAUUAAAAAUACAGACCCAAGCGCAGAAGAGACUUAUAUGAAUAUUUCAAAUAUAUGCUAUAUAUAUUUUUGA